Messenger RNA from Manihot esculenta (cassava), 1294 nucleotides. RefSeq names its product triphosphate tunnel metalloenzyme 3. The record is from RefSeq and is a predicted model, not a curated record. NCBI's taxonomy places the organism in Eukaryota, Viridiplantae, Streptophyta, Magnoliopsida, Malpighiales, Euphorbiaceae. Bases 371 to 976 code for a protein of 201 amino acids. The transcript has 2 exons.
GUUGCAAGGCGUGGCCGUGAGGCCCAAAGUACAAUUCCGCAGGGCCUAAAGAACAAUCCUCCUUUCUAGUCCCACUGGUGAAGCUACGCAACCCUGCAAUUGUGGUUUGCGAGUUUUCUGACUUCUCAGAUGCCAAACUCACCAAAAUGCUGAGAAGAAAGCCAACCAAAAUCCAAGUCAAAAUCGAAGACAAAGAAGAACUCGAAGAAGCUCGCAAACGCGCCUCCGCCGCCACAUCCACAUCCACAGCCGCCGCCGCCACUGCCUCCACUUCUCUCCUUAACCUCCUUGACCGCAAUCAAACAAACCCCUCCUCCAAAUCCCACCGCAUCGGCCUUUCCCCUUGAAGUUGAAUCCUUCUUCACUCAUUAUGGAAGUAGAGGUGAAAUUGCGUCUCCCUGAUGAACCUAAUUACACCCGCCUAAAUUCCCUUCUUCAUUCAUUUCACUGCAAAACCCUUCACCAGCAAAACCUAUUCUUUGAUUCUCAUGCUGCCACUCUUUCCUCUCAAUGGGCUGUGCUUCGCAUGCGUUUCUUUGACAACGACUCCCGUUGUGUUCUCUCCCUCAAGGCCAAGCCUGUUCUAAUCAAUGGUGUCAGCCGUGUCGAGGAAGAUGAAGAAGAAAUCGAUCCUCUGAUUGGUCGUGAAUGCGUUGCUGAUCCUUCCAAGUUAAGUUCGAUUGAAUCCAGGAUUUUGAAGAGGUGCAAAGAUGAGUUUGGGGUUUUGGGAGAAAUGGGAUUUGUUUGUUUGGGCGGGUUUGAGAACGUGAGAGAAGUUUAUGAGUGGAGAGGGUUGAAGCUGGAGGUGGAUGAGACUAAAUACAGCUUUGGGGUUUCAUACGAGGUGGAAUGUGAGACCCCUGAUCCUGAAGAGGCUAAGAGACAUCUGGAGGAGUUUCUAAAGGAGAAUGGGAUAGAUUAUAAGUACUCAGAGAUGUCAAAGUUUGCAGUUUUUCGAUCUGGGAAGCUGCCGUAGUUAACCUGAACCAUGGAGGGUCACGAGCUCAUGGGAAAGGGAUGGAGAACAAAGGCUUAGCAGAGAACCAUCAAUUUUCUUCACGCUAGUGCAUCUUAAACACUCUAGAGUCUGGACACAACUAAGUUCUCUUUGGACGUUUCAUUGACAAUAAAUAUUUUCUUCUCAUAACACUAAAUCAUAUGUUUAGUGAUGUGCUCAUCGUGUCUUAAUUUCAAAACGUCAUUAUUGCCAGAGAAUAUUGGCUAUCAUUUUGGUGUUGUCUAUUUCUCACUGGACGUUUACUUUCAUUUAUGAAAAUUUACUAUUUAGUCCCUA